GACUAGGCAGGUUUCUUGAAGUGUACCUAAAAAAAUAAAUUCAAGUGCGAGUUGGAUUGUCUACUGAAGUUUCCAUGCAAACAUGAAAAUAUGGUAUAUAGUGUUAUAACGGCAAUCAAAAUACCUGUAUUGCAAUCAGCUGUAAAAUUUUCAACCAUCUAGCUAUCACGGUUCACGAGUUACAGCGUGUUAACCGAUCGUAAAAUGGACCCUUACAUAAAAAUUACAUUUUAAUAUAAAAGUAGUAGGUAGCAAGAAAAUAAAAUGUGCAGUAAGAAGAUUAGAAAUUAUCUCGAGCCACCGCCAGCGAUCACGACGUAUCGAUCACGUACGCUUAAUGAACUUCUAAAGCCUUUUCUAAGAACAAGGCUAGAAAGUACCUCUCUGUUGCCAAGAGCAACUCUCUGCAAGCAAGUCCGGGCCACUCCGCACUCAAGCCAAAAGAUAUCAACGCCUAAGAAACAAUUCAACGUAAAACUUCGAUCCAUCAUAAUUGUGACACUCGAACGAACUGUCAAUAUAUCGAUUUCAUCAUCGUUACGCUACGUAUCAACGUAUGUGCUUUUUCACAGAAUCGAAACAAUAAUCGAAUUGUUAUCGAUAGAAAGUCCACUUCAAGCCGUUUCGGUCACGUUCGAUUUUAUUCUCUUGUAAAAUUUUAUUAUCUAUUCUAUACUUAGGUAUUGGAAUACUAGUUUUGAAAGGCUAGUACCUAGUCUUUGUUAAGAUCAAGAGCAAUACAACCAGUUUGACUUGGCUCGCGACCUGCUGCAUCUGUCUGCACUCUAAGAGUUCCGGGUUCCUUUGUCCAAUAAACAAUUUAAACCUAGUACAUUUUACUUACUUUUUAUUACCCACUAUAAGUAGUUACAAGACAAUUGCAAUUUUAAUUUCAUUACGAAGAUCCUUUAGCAACAAUUUUAAGUUACAGCUUUGCAAUAGGUUGUUUGUUUACUUUCCGCUUCCACCUGUUUACGUCACCCAUGCGUGCCGAACUCAACUCACAUUGAGUUGAAACGAAAAGAAUAUCGAAAAACAAUCGAUAUGGUCCAAAAUCGGUUUGUUAUUGCGGCGUCACAGCGUUGGAACAGUUGCCAUGCAACAAGAUAUCUGCAAGGAAACCGCUGAGGUUGCGAAACGGGCGGGCCGCGCGGCGAAGGUGAAGGAGGCAAGCGCCAGUCGCCGAUGCGAGAGAGAGGCGGACGCACGACCGACGCAAGCGCUGCCCGCGCCAACACGAGCUGCGACGCGGACGACGCCGCGCGCGCAACCAACUGUGCAUUCCCUGCACCACUACUACCUUCUAGUUCUACCUACAUUACAGUGAUCAGUGAAUUAAAAUUAAACCUUUGUGCCAGUGAUUGUGUUCGACUGUUCCCUACGUGAGUGCCCACGGAGAUUGUGAGAAUUUUUCUCGUUAUUUGACACACAUAUGACGUGAAUAACGGUGCGGGGAUCCGACGCUCGAUCGACUCGCUAAAAUCGAAUAAGUGUUAGUGUAUCUUAAAAGCAGUGUGCCGGAAUUUUAACGGACUUGCCUAAGCAAAGAUUGUGGUACGCGGGUUUGCGGAGCCUCGCUAAUUUUAAGAGCGAUGUCGCGGUGGAAGGGUAUACUAAGGUAGCCGGCAGAUGGCAGCAGUCAGCGCGGCGAUGUUCCGACCUGGGGGCGGUCUCGACCCCUCCUGCUAUGCCACGCAACGGAUAUACGACACGACAGAGGGCACGCGGCCGAAGAAAUGGUCAUCGAAGUUAAAGUUGAACACAUCAGGAAGUUCCAAGACAUCAGAGAAAUCUCCAGAGAGCCCGUACAUGUACGGGACUAUCAGCGGACCAGGAGGAUCAGCUUUGUCUAAAUCAAUGAAGUAUGCUGAGACCUGGCUCUACGGGUCCGUCAGGACCCAGACCCCACCUAUGCGACCUAGCGUCUUCUCCGCUUACUCAGAAGUACCUGGUCCUGUUCUUAUAAGCACGCCUCAAAAACCUACACCCCACAACUAUGCUGUCAUACUAUGUUCCUGUCCUGAGUACCUGAAUGGUACAAAGAAAACCAGCUCAACCAAAGUCAGUAUUUGUAAGAAAUGCAAGGGAUCUCGUUUGCCAUUAACUAUAGCUGAUAGCCCACAAUUGCUGGUUGGGGGUACGGUCAGAGGUCCUCAACUCAGUCGUGAUUCUGGCUUGCUUAGAGCGGGGACAGUUAGAGUACCAGGGUCAAAGUCGAGGCCUACUAUACUUAAGUCAAAUGGGGAAUCUGAUCCCUACGAUUUGAUGAGACGUAACAGACUGGCGCCACCCCAUGAAACUCGUAUUGGAAGUCAGUUUUCAACAACACGAUUAAGAGCCAAGAGCAUUAGUCCGUGUCGUGUUAAGACAAAGAAACCAACAAGUCCGGAGACACUUCGUAAAAACAGAAGCAAGUCUGUCAGUCGCGUUAACGAAAUAUGGGUCGAAGAGGAAACUAACACAAGUACCGAUUCAAAGAAAUCAAUAUUGUCGUGUGACAUCAAUCCUUAUGACUUAGUGAAAUCUAAUGGCAAUUCAAAAUCUUUAGUGGAAAUUGAAUUUGACGAUGAUUUUGGACACGUGUUUCAAGAAUCUAUGAAAAACAAAAACACGAAUUCUUCAAGUAAAUCUAAGUCGGAUUCGAGUGUCAAGGCAAUUAGUGGACAAAGAAUCAGAGUAUCCGAUGAGUCUAAAUCAAGUAAUGUAGACGAUGGGUCUGUUUACGACCCUGUCGAUUAUGAUCUCAAAUCCUAUGAAAAUAAAACUCAAGAUGUAUCUCCUACUUUGUCAUUGCCAAAUAUUAAAAAUGAUCAUAAGAAAUCAUCUGUAAGCAAAAGUACGAGUAAGAAGAUAUUAAGUAUACCAACAUCGAAUCGUACAAAACAAAAAAGUGUUUCUCCAAAACGACCACCGAGGAGAAUCAGAAAUAUUAAGACAGAUGACGACAGCGAAAGUGAUAAUCGACUGACUGAACGUAUUUCGAAUAGAAAAUCUGCUAAUGAUCAUUUUCGUAGUUCUAAGGGUAAGAAUCACAAUACAGAUACCAUCAAAUCAAUAUUGAAGAAGCCUAGAAACUACGACUUAAUCGAUACUUCUGCAAAGUUGGAGAAAUCGGACGAUUUUGAAAGUAAACGAGUCAAUUCCUCUUUGUUUUAUCUACCAAAGCCUAGAGAAAAGGCUGCUAUGAAUUCCCAUAAUAUACUAAAUAGAAAACGUGUCCAGUUUUUGGUUGAAAAUGAAGAAACAAAGGAAAUAUACACUGCUGAACUAAACCUUGAACAAAAUAUUACAACUAAAGAGGUUCUUCCUGAAGUAAGCAUUGAAACUGAAGAAGAUGUCGUGGCUGAAGGUGACAUUGUAAGUCAUAGCUUGGACGAGUCUAGCGCAAAACUAUCAGAGUUGAUAAGCCAGGCAUCACUUCAUGAAAUUGAAUCCAACGAACAACUACAAAUGCAAAAUGAUUUUGAUACAGUUAUUGAAGAAACUCCUGAAACAACGACAGAAACUAUUCUAACUCCUGAACUUCCAACUGCUGAAGUCGCUACUAAUGUCAACAAAGAAGAUAACAACAUACCUAGGAUACCAGUUCUUCGCCGAUCAGAGUCUGAACGCAUUACAUCAACUCUAUCAAUUGAUCCACCGAAGUUUUUGGAUACUAUGGCAUUACGACCUAAAAGUAAACAUGGGCACACAAGUCAAGUUUUCUUAACUUCAGUACUUGAGAAUGAAGUGUGCAACCAAAAUCAAUACAUUUUUAACCCAAUGCCUACGAGUCCGGAAGUAUCCGAACCCGUGUCUGAGAUCCAAAAUAAUGACAAUAUUGAAUCUGGUAAUCUUAGUGACAGCAGCGAUAUUACAAGAACUAUUCUUUCUAAUCUUCGUCGUGGCAUAUCGGAGUCACCGGAGCCGCCACCCAGGCUCAGAUCGAAGGAGCGUACAAAAUCGAAAAAACACAAUUACGUCAAGACACGCUUUGUUCGUAACAAUUCUACUAGCUCUACUAGUGAUGAAUGGUCAGAUGCUAACGAUUAUGAACAGAAAACUAUUUUGCGUGUAAAACAAUUUGAUUCUGAUACUGAUGAGCCGAAAACUGCAUCUGGGAUUUUAAGGUCAUCAGAAAACGAACCCAGAAAAACUUCCAUUCAAAUUAAUGGCAAUGAGUGUUACUCAACUAUGAAUGUAAGCAGUGAUACUCCUAUUUAUUUAUCAUCUGUCGUUGUAAAUGAUGAUUAUGGUAACACAUGCAAUACCUAUCAAACUGGCACAACAGUGACAAUAAGCGUUGGUACACCUCAAAAUGAAGUGAAAAAAUCGAAAAGUCAAAUAUACAUUGGCGCAGUUCUCUCUAAAGAUCGGGAAAAUACUAUGGAAGCCAACACAUAUGAAGAAUAUUAUGCUGACAGAAAUAAAGAUGGUACCUAUGGUUCGCGAGAUCAAAGGUCUUCAAAUGAUAUUUCAUCUAUACUAAGCGAUCCUGUUGAAGCUGUAAGACGAAAUUUAAUCCCGCAUGUUUGCGGAAAGAAAGAUGAUAAUAGCACUUACUCUGAUAACCAGUCGCCUGAUAUUCAACCAAAGAAUGGCAACGGUGUUACAAAACUUUUUGAUGAUCCUUUCUUUGCUCAUCUAGCCGAUGGUUUGGAUUCAGAUUUGGUUAAGAAGUUAAUAGAAAAUUCUUUGAUUAAACUCCAAGAAACUAAAAACUCAGAAGGGGCAGACAGCAGUGAAAUGACUAUAGAGAAGCUAAUAGAAAGUUCGUUGAAAAACUUAAAAGAAGAAAGUGCAAAAGAUGCCGAAAUUAAAGAGAAAAGUAAACCAAAGAAUGAGAAUAGUGCCAAUGACGACGAGUCACAAAAUCAAAAUAUUAACGAUUCGUCCGUCUGCCCAGAAAUUGAAGAUAAUAGCUGCUCUGCUCCCUAUGAAAGUAUGGAGUACGAGAGCGGUGCUAUGGGAGUUUUUUCUGAUCUUGAGCCAAUGUCAGACUGUUAUAACGCGUCAGCGAGUGAGUUGUCAACCGAAGACGAUACGAAUUCAACGAGAUCGAAAUUUUAUCAAAUGUUAGUCGACGCUGCAAUAUGUGAUAUAGAAAUUUCAAAUAAUACCGACGACGAUCACCACUAUGAGUCUAUCCGGCUGAACAGUGAUCCUAUUUAUGAGGAGAUUGGAGAUAUGCCACCGCCGUUACCUGUAAACCCACCUCCGAAUUCCCUUAUGAUUUUAGAUGAUGAAAAACGUAGCGGGUCACGUUCGAUCUUUGAAGGUGCAUCAAAAUACGAUAUUUUGUCAUACUUGGUAGAUGCUAAGGAGAGAGGUAUUGAUGACGAAGAAACUUAUAUAACGAGUUACGCCAGUCACAAUGAAUCAUCGAAUAUGUUAGAGGAAUCGAAAGACAAGACGAAUAACAAUGAAGGAAUUCAGAAACAUCUAAGUAGUAAUACUAGCCAGCUAUCUAAUGCUUCAGAUUCAAGUGAAGAUAAUUCCUUAAUUAUAAAUCAUGAGACUUUAGAAAAGGCAGUUGUCUGCAAAAAGACAUCCGCUGAAAUUGAGAGGAACGAUUCUGGCGUUGGUUCAGAAACAAGUAAAUCCUCGAGAAGCAGACUACAGGGUAAGACGUCUCCUUGCAAUUUGAUUACUGAUAAGGAUACGCCUAUACAUCUUUGCGAAGAUUGUGACACAACUGUGGAAACUCAAAUCACUGAACAAGGUAACUUUACAGGUUCAAUAUACGCACCAUUAGUGUGCAGAAAAUGUGCCAAGAAACGAGCUGAGAGGAAAGAGAUAAUCACGGAAAUUGUUGAAACCGAAGAAAAAUACGGCAGAGAUCUACAAAUCAUCCUUGAAGAGUUCUACAAGCCGAUGCUGGUAGCCGGUCUACUUAACCAAGAGCAACUCAGCGCUAUUUUCUUGAAUGUCGAAGAAUUGAUCGAAAACAAUCAAGUUAUGUCUGAAAAGUUAAGAGACGGUCUUGAGAUUGCUGUAGAACAAGGAGAUGAGGAUCUCUUGACUGUGAACGUAGGUAAAAUCUUGCUGGAGUGUUCUGGCAUGCUGUCAGCGUUCCAGUCGUACUGCGUAAAGCAGGCUGGUGCUGCCCUCCUGUUGGCUGGUCUUGAGAAGGAGAAGGAACUCCUGAGGAUAUUCUUACGCGUCUCGCAGAUGGAAAACGCCGUUUUGAGGAGAAUGAAUCUAAACUCAUUUCUCAUGGUGCCAGUACAACGCGUGACAAAAUAUCCCCUCCUUCUCUCCCGGCUGUACCGUGCUACCGCUGCGUGCGCGACGGAGCGGGAAGAUGUGCGGUCAGCCCAACGCUGCGUCGAGUCCCGUCUCGAAGAGAUCAAUGCAGCAGCCGCGGCCGCCGCCGCCGCAGCCAGAGACGUGCCAUUGUGGAGGAGACUUGCGGCCGCGCGGAGAACCGCGCACGAUCUCCAUGUAGCUGAUAUCAAGCUGAGGAAGAUGGCCGUUGAUGUGCUCGACUGGAAUCACGAUGAGGCCAGGUUCGCAAUGGAGGGCAAGCUGCUGUUCACUCAGCCGAACGACAACAACUGGCGGAAAGGACGCACCAUCAAGUUGACGCCAAUCAACGCUCUUUUGGUAACUAACGGAAAGCCAACGAUCACCCACAAAACGAACGAGAUACGAGAGACGCGGGAGGCUAGAGACAGAGAGGCGAGGGAGAAAGAGGGAGAAGCUCUCUUCGCCCGGAGCGGAGUAAGAGAGGCCGCGCUCCUGCUGGUGAGAGAGAAGGCGGGCCGAUACACGCUGCAGAGGGAGCCACUGUUUCUGGACAGAUGUGUGGUCGCCGCGGACCACGAGCCUGAACACUUCUUUGAAGUACACGAAAUUACUACUAAGGAUUCGUAUAUUUUUAAGGCGGAAGAGAACUCGCGCACGCGCACUUGGUACCGGCAGCUGCAGUACCACGCGCAGGGCGCCGGCGCCUGGCGCAAGCGACGAAACGCACUCGCUAACAUCAUGAUCAACCCUAUGCUGACAAGGAACUGAACACUGUACCGUAAAUGUUAAUGCAUUAUCAACUUUAUAACAAUUGCUGUAAGGUCGGAAUUUAAUUGAAACUACUCAACUUUCAAGUGCUGAAGUAUAAAAGACUUUGGCUGAAUUUAAGGAAGGUUGAAAUUUUAUAAAACUACAAUUUUUUGUCUUUUGUUGGGAUUGAAAUUGUUUGGCACUGAAUGUUAAUUUACAAAGCGACUAUAGUUUAAUUUAAUUUCCGACCUUAUAAUAAAGGUGGAGAAAGUUGAUAACGCUUUGGCAUUUUAAGGUUGCUCUUUGUUUCGUGAUAUUUGGCUUUGAAAUGACGUCGUAAAAUGUGUUUUAUGUUCAAGUGCAUAAAGUUGAUGGAGGCCAUUUUGAUCUUUAAAUAGUAUUGAUGUGAUUUUGACAGGUUUCAGGACUUUAUUGGUGUUUUUUUUAUAUGUUUGUGUAUGUGUUGUGUUUUCUUCAU
Trichoplusia ni (cabbage looper) is the source of this 7456-nucleotide messenger RNA. RefSeq lists its product as uncharacterized. The transcript is spliced from 11 exons. The record is from RefSeq and is a predicted model, not a curated record. Gene Ontology annotation, biological process: positive regulation of Rho protein signal transduction. Bases 1630 to 6996 code for a protein of 1788 amino acids. Lineage: Eukaryota; Metazoa; Arthropoda; Insecta; Lepidoptera; Noctuidae. Gene Ontology annotation, molecular function: guanyl-nucleotide exchange factor activity.